This is a messenger RNA of Prorocentrum cordatum, 4317 nucleotides long. Lineage: Eukaryota; Dinophyceae; Prorocentrales; Prorocentraceae. The record is from the annotation of a GenBank genome assembly.
GAGUUCGGGAGCGCCAUGACUAGUCGUGCUGGACGCGUCCCUGGGCGGCGGUUGCUCGUUCGGUUCGAGGGUGACACGCACUCUCACGAGAGGCUGCUGCUGUGGCCGACGCGGAAAGACAUUUGGUUUGAAGGUUGGGUGAUUCUCACUGCCGAUGAUGACCUGUACAUAGAGUGGGUAAAGGACUGGGCGUGGAUCUGCGAUCUGACCGGGGGCUGGCCGGCCGACCUGAGAGGAGGCGUCGUUCGCUUCCGAGGGGCGAUGACCGCAGGAGAGGUGCUGGCGCGCGUGCUGGAAGGGCGCGAUGAGGCGAUGAAGUAUCGGGCGAAGCGGGGCUUGCCAGAACGUUUAGGAGGUCGGUUCGGCGAGGAGCCCACCACCUUCCUGGACUGGAAUGGGCGCGAGCUGGCGGUCGAAGACAGCGUGUUCGGGCGUGUCAGGCGGAGGCUCGCCAGCAAGGGCGUGAGCUCGGAGCUGCGGGCUGCGGAGGCGAGUGGCGAUGAGGCCGCGACGCGGCCUGCGCUCGCGGACGCGGCGGACGAAAGCGUGGAGGUGGUGAGCUCGGAGGGGGCUGCUCUGGUGCCGGCUGACGGCUCGGCGGGGUCGAGCGACUUCGGCGCGGGUCCAGGAGGCGUGCUCGGCGAUUGCGCGCGCGCGGCCGCGGAGGUGAGGGCGCCCAACGGCAUGAAGCUAGGAGAUCCCGUCGUUGGAGGUCGAGCUGUCGGGCUGGGCAGCUUUCGGGCGCCGGCGCAGCUGGAGAACGGCGGGUGCGUGAUGUGCGAGAAGGUGCCGGCAGAUGCGGUAGAGAGCUGGCGGCGCUCUGCUAUUGAGGCGGCGUCGGAGCACUGCCUCCCUUCGCCCCCGCCCGAGGGCGAGCCCGGCGCUGCGCGGGGGGAUGGUGGCCGGAGCGGCGAUCUGCGCGCGGAGUUCGCGGCGGCGGACGCCGGGGCAGAGAGGGCCCGGGGCGCGGCGACGCCGCCUGCGCAGGAGGCCGAGGCAGAGGGCGACGCACGAACGUUCUGCGCGGAGCGGGCCGCUGAGGGCGUGAUAUUCAAGUCGCGGAGGAAGGCCGUGGACGAGAGCUCGCAGUUGACCUUCGAGGGCUGCGAGCUCCGAGGUGCGAGCACCUGUCUUCAUCUCUGUCGGCGCUCUGUCCAGCAUACUGGCGACCCGAAGAUGCGGCUUCUGACGUUCUGCAUGGAGCGCGGCAUUUCUGGGGGGGAUCGGGCGCGCCACGAGCUGACGACCUUGGCGCAGGCACUUUGGUUGGCGGGGACCUACGACGGCCUGAACUCAGGGGGGGGCGCUGCGCUGGAGUCGAUUGCGAGGCGGCUGGUGACCGUCGUGGAGGCCUAUCGGAGUGGGCCUGCGCCAGGACAGGCAUCCUGGGAGAGCUCUCGGUGCUUGACGGGCGUGGUGGGCCCCUUCGACGUGGCGAGCCUAGAGCUGCGUCUUUCGCCAAUCGGGCUGCCAGAGACGAGGGCUCGGCAGGAGCUCGAGGAGACGGGCGCGGCGCUGGCGCUGGGCGGGCUGCCCGGAGCCAAGGGCGACGCCAGGGGCGGCCCCGGGGGCGCAGUUGCCAAGGCAAAGGCCAAAGCGAGGGCCGGAGCAGGCGCGGUAGAGGUGGCCGGCGGCGCGGGAGAGUGCUUCCCGGUGCCCGAGGUGCAGCAGUUCGACCCCGACAUCGGCUUCGGGCUGACCAGGCGAGAGAAGCUGCAGGUGAGGAGGCUCGCGAAUGACGCCAUCCAGAGCUUGAGUUGGAUGCGCGGCGCGCGCUGGCGAGAAGCCGGCCGCGCGCAGCCGCGCCUGGCGACCUUCGAUGAGGUAGCUGGAUUGCGGCGGGACAUGCAGCGGCGGGCGCAGUUGGCCGCGGCUGGCUGGCGGCGCUCGAGCAGCGCGACUUCAUCGCAGCAGGCCCGAGCUAACUUGGCCUCCUUCGUGCACGACCGGCUCAGCAUCCCUGAGGACGUCAGGCGGGCACCUCGAGUGGAUCGACUGCUGCCGGAUGCGGCGUUGAUUUUUUUGAAGGAGUACGAGAGCUACAUGCUGAGGUCGCCCGUGGAGGUGACCGUUCUCGACAGGACUCCGGGCCCUGCGCGGCCCUGGGCAGACCCCGUGCUGAAGUCCAAUCGGAAGGUGUGCGUGGGGCUAAUCAAGAGACUCCUACGAAUAGGGCUGGCGCGACUCAGUGCCAGUAAAAAGUGCGACGUGGGCGCGUUUGUGGUGAAGAAAAAGGACUGCUUCCACAGGUUGAGGUUCCCGAAGGAGUCGAAGGUCGACGAGUACUUCGCCUGCCCCGAGGCAUGGGCCUCCGAGCUCGGAUUGGCCUGGUGGAAAGGGCGGCGCGUUGAGAAGGACAUGGUGUUGUACCCGCUCGCGCAGUCCCUCCCCAUGGGCUGGGCGUGGAGCCUCUACUUUGCGCGGGAGGCCAAUGCCCGGCAGGUGGAGUUGACCGAGAAGCUGAGGGGCGCGCACCUUCCCCAGGAUCGCGGGUCGCCGCUGGCGCUCCAGGGAGGAGGAGGCGACGCUGGACGAGGCAAGUACUGCUACGUCGACAACUCAGGCGUGCUGGCCGAUGACGAGGAGUACGGUCGCAAGGGUCUGACCGCGGUGACCGAGACCUUCGGGGGCCAGGGGCUGACGGUGCACGAGACGGAGGUGGCCUGCGAGUGCGGGGUGGUCCUAGGCAUCGAGGUGGACGGAGCUCGGGGCCGGACUCGGCCGACGGCCAAGCGGUUCUGGCGCGUGCGGGACUCCAUCCAGGAGGUGUUGCGGCGCGGUGUCUGCAGCAGGCAGGAGCUCGAGGUCCUGGUGGGGCAUGCGACGUUCGUGGCCUUGAUCAGGCGGGGGCCGCUGUCCAUUCUCCACAUCACCUACAGGUUUGUGAAGAAGCUGUACUACGAGAAGGCGCCGCUGUGGCUGUGCGUGACGGAGGAGCUUGAGGCCUUCUGCGGUGUCAUGGUUUUCUUGGAGGCGAAGUGGGAUGAUCAGUGGCUGCCAGGCGUCAACCAGACCGAUGCCUCGCCGAGGGGCUUCGGGGUGGCCUACUCGCAGUGGCUGGUGGCGGCGGUCGCGGACGCUGGGCGAGUGCCCGAACGCGCACGGUUCCGCUCGGGGGCCGAGGCUGCGAGGAGCCACGCUUUUGCUGCUGCAGGGCUGGAGGAGCGCGAUGACCGGCUGCUGCAGGCUCGAGCCGAGCCUGCCAAGGACGAGGCGCUGAGGUGGGAGCGCGACAGGUCGAUGGGGUCUACGACGACGAACGGACUCAAGACGGGCAUCAAGACGACGAGUCAGACGAUCAAGAGCAUGAGCGAGACGGGCGAGAGAGCGAAGCAGAACUUAGAGGAGACAGAGAGCUACCAUCAGAAGUACACGAGUGUGCAGCGGGGCGCGGUCGGGCGAUCGCGGACGCUGGCGGCAGCUGGAGAGAGGCAGGCCCGCGCGCGGAGCCGAAGCUCGAGGCGCGCCCGGACGCUGACAGCGGCGAGGGCGACGAGCCUGCAGUCGCGGCUGGAGGCGCCGACGCUGGAGCCGAGUGGCUCGCUGGAGGCGGAGGCAAGGCUGCCAGCGCGGGCCGCAGACGCCGGCUCGACCGUCGGGGGCGACGAGAGCGACUCCGCGUCCGAGGAGGCGGUGACUGAGGCGGACCGCAACGAGGAGCGGCUGGCGCGGCAGCGGGCGCGGCGGCGGGUGGCGCGAAUGGCCGAGGGCAAGACGACGAUGCUUCCUGGUCAGAGCUACCUGGAGGCCGCGAGCGUGUCGGAGGCCAGCCGAGUCCGGUAUCGGUCAUGCGUGCAAGAGCUCCUGGACUUCGCCGACCGGGAGAGCAUGGCGCUGUGCGAGGACGGCGAGGUGGACGAGUGUCUCGUGGCGUGGAUGAACUCGAGUUAUCGACUCGGGGAUCGCGUGUGGCGAGGCGAGUACAUGGCGGCCGCCCUGAUGCUCGCCUUCCCGAAUUUCGGACGAGCGGGCGCGGGCGCGCGGGGCUUUGGAGUGCUGCUGAUGGUGGGCGCCUACCCGAGGCCGUCAGAGCUGCUCAGCCUCCGGCGGGGCUCCUUGGCCCCCCCGGCGCGGGGCGGCCCUGCAGACUGGAGCCUGCACCUCUUCCCCCGGGAGGAGAUCAAACGGAGCAAGGUUGGGAGCGCGGACGACACCGUGGUGAUGAACUCCGAGAGAAUGCGCUGGGCGGACCCAGUGUUUGCGCACAUGGCCAAAGGCUCGUCUGCGGAGAAGCCGUUCCCGUGGGACUACCAGCAGUUCGGUCGACUGGUGCGUGGAGCAGGAGAUCGGCUGUGGAUCCCCGUGGUGCCCUAUCAG